AUGGUGGAAAACGAAAUCUUGGAGUUGAAGAACUACCUUCCUGAGUGGACUUCAGCAAAAAGGAAUGAGAAGCCGGCAGUUUUCACUGCCAUAGCUAGGGCUGCCAGGUUAUUUGCUCCCAAGGUCAACCAAGCACAAUGGAAGAAGAGGAAGCAGGAAAGGAAGGACAUGAUAAAGUAUCGGAGGUGGGAAGAGGUGCUAAAGAGGAUUGAGGACAAGUCUGGGGCAAAGCCAGGAGGUCCCGGGAGAGGUGCUGUUGUGAUGUUGGCUUGGAAGAAUGAAAUGAACAGGGAGAGGUGCUGUUCAGGAUGCACAAUGACAAUGAGGAUUUAG
Molecule: messenger RNA, 333 nt
Organism: Suillus clintonianus
Lineage: Eukaryota; Fungi; Basidiomycota; Agaricomycetes; Boletales; Suillaceae
Exons: 4
Coding region: 1-333 (110 amino acids)
Source: RefSeq, a predicted model, not a curated record